AUGUUUAACCAACAUUUACAUCUUUCUUAUUUUGAUGUAAAAAUAAAAUCUCAUCAUAAAAAUUUAUUGCUAAUAAAAGGAAAUGAAUUUGAAGUAGAACAUGUACUAUUGGAAGGUAGUGUUAAAAUUUCAUCAAAGGAAGAUAUUCAUGUCAAAAAGAUCAAAUUAAAUUUAAUUGGUGAAUUUUAUUAUGAGUAUAUGCUGAAAGAAACUCAUGAACAAUUUUUAGAUAGAUUAUGUGUUUUGAAAAUUGAUUGGGAUAAUUUAUUAUGUGAUGAUGAAGGGAAAGUCGUAUUUGGAAAUUAUGGAGAUGGAACUAUACCAAUGUAUAAAUUAAAAAAAGGGACAGUGAGUGAUGCCUCGGGAAAUACUUCUGGAACUUCAAGUCCAAGACCUCAAUAUCAUAGAACUAAAUCAACUCCACAAUUUAACGUAAAUGGAACUUCAAAAGCAGCUUCUAAGAUUGUUCAAAUUCCAAAAUCAGGUAUCGAUGGAACACCAUUCAAAGAUUUGAAAGAUUCUUCAUUACAUUCCUUUUUAUUACCAAAAGGAAAUUAUAGUUUACCUUUCAAAGUAUAUUUACCAGCAAGUGUCUCCGAAACUGUUGAAAGUUUGCCAAUAGGUACAUUAUUAUACAAACUACAAUGUUCAAUAGAAAGAGGAAGGUUUGAAAGAGCACAUCAGAUAAGUAAACAUAUUAGAAUAGUUCGAACUUUACAUCCACAAAAUAUGAACUUAUGUGAUUCAAUAGAUGUUAAUAAUACUUGGGUUGGUAAAUUACAAUAUUGUGUCAGUAUGCCCAAAAAGGGAGUAGCGAUUGGUUCGACGGUGCCAAUACACAUAACUAUUGUACCUAUAGCUAAAGGACUAAGUAUAAAAGCAAUUAAUGCAUGUAUAGUAGAGCAUUAUCAUAUACAACUUGAAAAUCAAAGAUCUCCGGAAUAUGAAAGAUUAUGCGGGAAACAGCCAUUAACAAUUCCACCAAAUUCAGAUAUUGAAUAUGAUAGAUGGGUUAUAAAAACACAUUUCAAAGUGCCAAAUCAAUUGAAACAAAUUACUCAAAGUUGUGAGACUAAAAAUAGUAUGAUUGUUGUAAAACAUAGAUUAAGAGUUGCCAUUCAACUAAAGAAUAAAGAAGGACAUACAAGUGAGCUAAGAGCAAAUUUACCAAUAUAUGUUUACAUAAGUGCAAACAUCGGUCAUGUGGUGGGUAGACAUUAUGACGUAGACAAUCAUCAUGGAACUUUCCAAUUAGAUUACAAAAAGGAAGAUGUUUUGUUUCAUAAGAAAGAAUCUGCUCCAACAACACCUGCUGUGUCAGAUGAUGAAGACGAGGGAGAAGAAGAGGAAGAAGAAGAGGAAAAUGAAGAAGGUGAUAAUUUAGAUAGAGAAGAUACUGCUCCACCUUUAUAUGAAAAGCAUAAAUUUGAUAAAAUAUAUGAUAUGAAUCUACCACAAACUCCUAUGGAACAAUUAAGAUCACAAUCAGGUACACCAUUAGCUUCCGCAAAUAAUUCAGUCACCAACUUGAGUGAAUAUUUUGAUAUACCGAUCGCAAAAGCUAUAGAGAUGAAUAAUAAGAAACUCAAGAAAAGAAACAAAAGUGUUGAUUUUUCCCAUAUCCCAUCAUAUAAUGAAGCAAUAGAUGAUGACGAUGAAGAGGAUAGUUAUAUACAAGAUGGAUUUGCACCAACUUAUACAGACGGGAGUGGAAGUGAAAGUGCUAGUUUAAAGUCAGGAUCUACUACACCAAUAAAGAUAAUGAGUAAUCCAAAAUUAAAUAACAGUACUGGUCAUUUCAAGUUAUCUUUGAAACACGCAUCUACACCUAACUCUAGAUCUAAUUCUUUUGUGAAAUUAGAUAAGUUAGCUCCAGAUUCUCCAAAAUUAGGUGGUAGAUUCUUUAAAAAGAAAGACAAAUAG
Lodderomyces pseudojiufengensis is the source of this 1923-nucleotide messenger RNA. RefSeq lists its product as uncharacterized. Gene Ontology annotation, molecular function: protein-macromolecule adaptor activity; ubiquitin protein ligase binding. The record is from RefSeq and is a predicted model, not a curated record. Gene Ontology annotation, cellular component: cytoplasm; cytosol; plasma membrane. Bases 1 to 1923 code for a protein of 640 amino acids. NCBI's taxonomy places the organism in Eukaryota, Fungi, Ascomycota, Pichiomycetes, Serinales, Debaryomycetaceae. Gene Ontology annotation, biological process: ubiquitin-dependent endocytosis. The transcript has a single exon.